CAUUUCUGUUCCUUUUAUCAUUCUCAAAGAUACCAUAUUAAAUUCAUCGAAUCUGUCGGGGAUCGGAUGAGAGGUUGAAUGAAUUUACAGUUUUUAUAGCAACAGAACAUGGCAGAAAAGACAGGAGAUCAAGCACAAGAGAUGGAGAGGAUGGUGGACAAGCUUGAAGCUAUGUUUCAGAAGGCAGAGUCUGAUGUGGAGUACAUGUCCAGAAAGCUUGAGAAUGAGUUUCAAGAAGGAGCCCAAGAAAAGAAUCAGACUUCACCGCUUGAGCUUAGCCAGCGAUUAGAACAGGUCAAACAUGAUUAUAAAAGCAUCAUGGAGGAAACAGAAGGUAUCAAGAAAGCACAAGAGGAGAUGAUCUCUAGCAUCAAACAACAGCUCGUGGCAGCUUCACAUGCAAUACAGAAGCUUCAUCAAACAACAGGGACAGAGCUCCCCGAUGUGUCUGAGCAGGAAGCUCUAGUCCAGUCAUUACUUGGAAUCUCAUUAUCAUCUUCAGCACCCGUUCCUGUAUCUCAAGGUUCAGUGCCAAGCCAACCGCAAACAGAGCAGAGCAAUGUACCUUCUCUACAGCUUGAUGAGGACUUACACAAUGCUGAAGAAGAGGAAAAUCUUUCACCCAUCGAUACAACUUUCGAUAUAAGUCCCUCUCCAGCAGAGCUUCGAGCUGGGUCUAGUGAAAUGGUCCCUGUCACAGAAGAGGAGUUUACAUCAGUCUCAGAUCUCAUUAGAGGAAGAGCAAAACUAGAAGAUGUGAACAGGGUAUACAGUAGGCUGUAUGAUCACUUCAAAACCGAAAAAAACACUGCUCCAUUGAGUGUACCGGAUAUGAGUAAGAUGGGUAUGAAGAUCACAGGGGCGACAGGAGAAGCCAAGCUGAAGACACUGCGAUCACUGAAGAUCAUCAAUAUAACAAGAACUGGAGCAGUGAAAUUAUCGUGAUAGAUAAAGCAGAUGAAGCCGUUCAAUGUCUGGUGAUUGAGCUAGGCCUUUACUUGCCAUUCUAGGUUGCAGAAAUCAGCCCAAGAAUAUUAAAGGGGACAUUCACCUCGACAUUGAGUUAGUAGGGAGAAUGGUAUAGGGAGGAACUUCAGUUGGGUGGAUUCACGAUACGACGCGCCAUCAAUCGUUUGCAGCGAACAGGCCAAAUUUCUAACUUUGUGGUAGUCAUCGCGUGCAGGCGCAGGCAGCGCACAGUGCUAGUGCUUCAUAAAUGAAAACAAUGUGGCGAAAAAUCACCAAAAACAUCUCAAUUUUGCACAGAAAUAUGCAGGCAAAUUUCUCUCCUACCUCCUGGACCCUAGUAAAGAGCAUAUCCGGUCGAGCUGCGUGGGCCAGUGCUGAAUAAUUGCAUGCUUGCAUUCACUUAAGUACUAACACGCAACAGAUGUCGACUAUUUCCCAUGAUGCAUUGCAAAUUUUGUCCGCUGCAACUGAUAGAUGGCACACUGUAUUGUGAAUCCACCGAAUUGACAAGCCUGUCUUUCAACUAAUAGACCAGAUAAUUCUUUUCUUUGUCAUGAUUAUUAAAAAUUAUCUUUAUAUUCCCAUUCAUGAAAGACUAACUGUUAUUAUGGUAAUGUUGGCAUGUUGUUUAACCCUAUCUAGGCCAGGGUAUUUUGGGAGUCCCUAUGGCCGGGGGGGGGGGGGCCUCCCAGGCCCCCCC
Molecule: messenger RNA, 1669 nt
Organism: Lytechinus variegatus (green sea urchin)
Lineage: Eukaryota; Metazoa; Echinodermata; Echinoidea; Temnopleuroida; Toxopneustidae
Product: spindle and kinetochore-associated protein 2-like
Exons: 8
Coding region: 109-945 (278 amino acids)
Biological process (GO): mitotic cell cycle; chromosome segregation; cell division
Cellular component (GO): spindle microtubule; outer kinetochore
Molecular function (GO): microtubule binding
Source: RefSeq, a predicted model, not a curated record